Molecule: messenger RNA, 489 nt
Organism: Ilex paraguariensis (yerba mate)
Lineage: Eukaryota; Viridiplantae; Streptophyta; Magnoliopsida; Aquifoliales; Aquifoliaceae
Source: the annotation of a GenBank genome assembly
AUGGAUUCUCUCUACCACACCCACGUAAAGCUCUUGGCCUUCGACUUCAUCACUCUCACACCAAACCCUUCAGACCCACUCUCUUUCUCUCGCAAAGGCUUGUCCAUCUCCCGUGCCGAAACCCUCGGCAUUGUCACCUGCCGAGAGCACAAACCCAAUAAAUUCCUGAAAUUCACAGUCGAUGAUGGCACUGGUUGCAUUCCGUGUAUCCUCUGGCUUAAUCAACUCAGUUCUCAGUACUUUUCACGUCGUAACCCAUCAGAUGUUCGAUUAAUUGCCAAUGCAGCAGCUAAAUUCGCCUCGGAGGUACAACUGGGUGUCGUAGCUAGAGUGCGAGGCAGGAUCACCGCGUACAGAGGUGCAGUCCAAAUUACUGUUUCAGAUGUUGUCGUUGAGAGGGACCCAAACAUCGAUAUUCUGCAUUGGCUGGAUUGUGUCAAGUUGGCUCGUAAGUGCUAUGAUGUUGUGCCUUGUUACAAACCUAAGUAA